Messenger RNA from Mus musculus (house mouse), 7796 nucleotides. It is a transcript of the gene Dnaaf9, whose product is annotated as dynein axonemal assembly factor 9. The record is from RefSeq and is a predicted model, not a curated record. The transcript is spliced from 38 exons. Bases 2619 to 4796 code for a protein of 725 amino acids. NCBI's taxonomy places the organism in Eukaryota, Metazoa, Chordata, Mammalia, Rodentia, Muridae.
UCUGAGAUUUUUUCUGGCCCACCGACCCACAGCUGGAAACAAUUCUAUCCAGACUCUGAACUGCAAAGGCAGGCGUCUCCUGGGAUACUGUGAGCACACUGAUGCCAGUGCUCUCAACAGGCCGCAUCGCUAAGGGGCCGAACGUUCCAAGGAUGGAUAGGCAACUGAUGUGAAACAGAUAACUGUAGCCAGGCAGCGGUCCAGGACACCUAGAGAUAAAGCCAAAUACAGACCAGAAGAAGCCUAGCCCGGCCCUCGCGGGAGCGAGACCCCGCCCCGGGCGCGUCCGCGAGCGUGGCUGUAGCUCCCGCAGAACCCUCACCGCACUGAGAGACCUUAGGGCCCGGAGGUGUGGUGUCCCGGAGCCUGCGCCUGGCGGCCCGCACCCCAAGUCCGUCUGGCUCCUCCGCAGCACGGUGCGGCGCUGGGCCGGACUCACACUGACGCCCCCGCUGCGCGCGCUCCCGCCCCGCCCCCGCGUGCCCGCGCGCGCCGACCCCGCCCCCUUGGCGCACCCUCGCUCCGCCCUGCCGCUGGCCCGCAGCGGUGCCGGCCCCAGCGACCCUCCGCGGCCCCCAGGUCCUACGCCGCCAGCCUCCAUGGACUCGUUCGACCCCCAGCAGCUGGGGCUGUCCCCCGCGCGCUUCGCUGGCACCUUUGGCAGUGGGGCGGCCUCCGUCAGCUGCAGCCGACUCCGCCAGGUUCAAAGUGUCCUGACCCAGAGCAGCAAGUCUCAACCUGAUGGGAUCCUCUGCAUCCUCGGAAUUGACAGCAGGUACAAUGAAGGCUGUAGAGAGCUGGCAAAUUACCUGCUUUUUGGUUUGUACAGUCAGAAUGCCACUGAUUUUGAGAAAACGGGAUUUUCUGAAGAAAUUCUAGAUGACGUGAUUUUAUUGAUUAAAUCAGAUAGUGUCCAUCUGUACUGUAAUCCCGUCAACUACCGCUAUCUUUUGCCUUACGUGGCACACUGGAGAAACCUGCAUUUCCAUUGCAUGACGGAAAAUGAGUAUGAAGAUGAGGAAGCAGCAGAAGAAUUUAAGAUUUCCAGCUUUGUGGACAUGGUUCGAGACUGUAGUAGGAUUGGUAUUCCUUAUAGCUCCCAAGGUCACUUACAGAUAUUUGAUAUGUUUGUGGUAGAGAAGUGGCCAAUUGUCCAGGCCUUUGCACUUGAAGGCAUUGGAGGAGAUGGAUUUUUUACCAUGAAAUAUGAGUUGCAGGACGUGAGUCUGAGUCUGUGGAAUGUCUACAGCAGGAUGGACCCUGCGUCUCUGGAGAACAUGCUUUCAGAAGACCUGGCGGUGUUUGAGCAUCAGUGGACGAGCUUCUUUGCUAACUUUGAUACAGAAAUCCCUUUCCUGCUGGAACUUUCUGAAUCUCAGGCGGGUGAGCCAUUCAGAAGCUACUUCGGUCAUGGAAUGCUCUCCAGCCAUAUUACUGAAAACAGCCCUCAUCGGCAGCCUUUUGUUCUCUUUGGCAACCACUCCACACGGGACAACCUGAGCGCUGGCAGCUUUAACUUCCCUUCUGAAGGGCACCUGGUGCGCAACACUGGUCCUGCAGGGAGCUUUGCCAAACACAUGGUCGCUCAGUGUGUCUCACCAAAGGGACCUCUGGCCUGUUCAAGAACAUACUUUUUUGGAGCUACUCAUGUUCCUUAUUUGGGUGACAACGAGAAGCUGCCCAGGACCACGGAGCAAAUUAGGCUCUUAUCCCAGAUAUAUGCUGCUGUUAUUGAGGCUGUUUUGGCUGGCAUUGCAUGUUAUGCUAAAACUUGCAGUCUGGCAAAGGUAAUUUAAGUACCAUAUUUCUGUUUUGGUAGUCAUCAUUUUAAUGUAAACCAUCCUAACCGUUUUUGUUGUUUGGAUGCCCUGCAGUGCUCACUUGUGUGUGACUUAGGGCCUUGGUAGCCAAGCCUGUAGCACUUGAACUACUGCUGCCUGUGGCCAUGCUGCUGCUGUUUUAUGAGCCUUUAUAAACACUCAAUUGUGUUAAAGGACAGUCAUUGUUUUAUUAGUAAUUUAGACAAGACACUUUUAGAAGUUAAAGAAAAACAGAUUAUCCCAUUGAAUUUUAAUGAAGCCAUGAAAGCUUAUUUCGAGCUUCAUAGUUGGUUUCCAGUGAUUCAGUGUUUAAAACUCAAUACAGGUUGGAAAAUCUGACUUACCUUUCCUAGGCAAGCAUGGAUGUAUUUGCUCUCUGACCAUUUUCUUCCUUGCUGUUUUGCGGUUAACCUGCCCUGCUGAGUUGGAUUCCUAAAUCUGACCCAGUAAGAUGAGAAGAGACGGCUUGAUGCCUUCAAAAGCCAGUAGGACUUUCCUGAAGGAAGCCAGUUGACAGUGGAAAGAUCAGAUGCCAGUGUGCCCCUGCCUAAGUACGUUUCCUGUGAAGCCAGCAGGCACCUACCUGUUCCCCAUAACCUGAUGCUUUCACUUUAAUCUUUUGAGGCCAAGGAAGUAGCAGAGCACACUCUGGAGUCUGGGUUAGUGUUCACUGAGUUGGUUCCAUUCAAAGCAGAUCUACGCUCCAAGGUGACUUUUCAUAUACAUGCUGUGAAUAACCAGGGAAGAAUUGUGCCUCUGAAUAAUGAAGAUAGCUUAUCCUUUGUGAAAACGGCUCGUAUGACCGUCUAUGACAUUCCUGACCUGCUGGGAGGAGGAGGAGGAGGAUGCUUAGGGUCUGUGGUCUUCUCAGAGUCGUUUUUGACAUCUCGGAUCUUGGUUAAAGAAAAAGAUGGCACUAUUACCCCAGAGACCAGCUACAUCAUCCUGACAGCUGCCAUCCCCAGAUUCUGUUCCUGGCUGGUAGAAGAUAGUGAAAUAAAAUUGUCUGAGAAAACCCUGCAAGCAACAAAGGGGGACGACUGUUGCUUGGGCACUUUGCUAACAGGAGGAAAGGGAGCGUAUCUUUAUUCCAACAGUCCACAGUCCGGGCCUGAGGAAGGGAGUGCGUAUUUCUUCUCUGGUGGCCUUCUCUUUUCUCACCGUCAUCACGGAAGUAUCGUCAUUGCCAAGGAGCAUGUGGAUGCUUUCUCCUUCUAUGAUGGGGACUCCACCAGCGUAGUGGCCGCCCUUCUCAUACACUUCCGAAGCUCCAUACUUCCUCAUCUCCCAGUUCACUUCCACGGAUCAAGCAACUUCCUGAUGCUUGCCCUUUUCCCCAAAUCAAAGAUAUAUCAAGCAUUUUACUCAGAGGUCUUCUCUCCCUGGCAACAGCAGGAUAACUCAGGGCUUUCUUUAAAAGUGAUCCAGGAGGAUGGAUUAUCUGCGGAACAAAAGAGAUUGCACUCCAAUGCACAGAAGCUCUUCAGUGCGCUGAGCCCUCCUGCCCAGGACUGGAGCUCCCCAAAACUGCUCUCAGGCAAACUUCCUGAGCUGGACCGGUUUCUCCAGCAUUUUGCCAUCGGCAGCAUUGGUCAGGAGCCUGUGAUGCGAGCCCAUCUUGUGGGCCUGCUGCAGCAACCUGAGAUGAGCCCUGCUCACGAAGUAGAGAGUGACAAGGUUGUCAUCAGCAUUGUAACUGGUCUCCCAGGCUGUCAUGCCAGCAAGCUCUGUGCUUUCCUGAUCACUCUGCAUAAGGAGUAUGGCAGAUGGAUGGUAUACCGGCAAAUCAUGGACAGCUCUGAAUGUUUCCAUGCUGCCCACUUCCAAAAAUACCUUUCCAGUGCCCUGGAGGCCCAACAGAACCGUUCUGCCCGCCAGUCAGCUUACAUCCGCAAGAAGACCAGGCUGCUGGUGGUACUACAAGGCUACACAGACGUCAUUGAUGUUGUGCAAGCCCUGCAGACUCACCCAGACCCAAACGUCAGGUCCUACUUCACCAUUGGUGCCGUCACGGUGUGUGUGGAGCCCUUGAGCUGCUACAUGGAGCACAGAUUUCUCUUUCCUAAAUGUCUUGACCAGUGUUCACAAGGUGUGGUGAGUAACGUGGUGUUUACCAGUCACACAGCAGAGCAGAAGCACCCUCUCCUUGUUCAGCUGCAGACCCUCAUCAGGGCUUCCAAUCCUACCGCAGCCUUCAUUCUUGCCGAAAAUGGGAUUGUCACAAGGAAUGAAGACAUUGAGCUGAUUCUCUCAGAAAAUAGUUUUUCGAGUCCCCAGAUGCUACGUUCUCGAUACUUACUGUUCCCUGGCUGGUAUGAAGGUAAAUUUGAUGCUGGAUCCGUCUUUCCGCUAAUGGUUCAGAUCUGUGUGUGGUUUGACUGUCCCCUGGAGAAAACCCGCUUUGUGAGCAGGUGCAGAGCAAUUCAGUCUUCCAUCAAGCCCAGUCCCUUCUCUGGAAACAUCUACCACAUCCUUGGCAAAGUGAAAUUUUCAGAUUCUGAAAAGACCAUGGAGGUUUGCCACAAUACUUUAACCAACUCCCUGACCAUUGUGCCAGUUUUGGAGGGACCCACACCACCUCCCAACUCAAGAAGCAGCCCCCAAGACAACGGGCAGCCAGAAUGCUACCUUGUGUUCAUUGGCUGCUCCCUGAAGGAGGACAGCCUCAAAGACUGGCUUCGACAGUCAGCUAAGCAGAGGCCUCAGAGGAAAGCUCUGAAAACCAGGGGCAUGCUGACCCAGCAAGAGAUCAAGAACAUCCAUGUGAAACGCCACUUGGACCCCUUACCUGCAGGCUAUUUUUACAAUGGCACCCAGUUUGUUAACUUCUUUGGGGACAAGACUGAUUUUCACCCACUCAUGGACCAGUUCAUGAAUGAUUAUGUGGAAGAGGCCAAUCGGGAGAUCGAGAGGUACAACCGGGAGCUGGAGCAGCAGGAAUACCGGGACCUCUUUGAGCAGAAGCCGAAGCCCUAGAGAAAGCUGGGCUUGUGCCUACCAGAGAUGAAUGAAUGAAUGGGUGUCCAGCUUUCCUGGAGGCCCCUCCUGAAGGGGCUGUCUCUGUCCUCCCUGGCCUGUGCCUGACAGUGUAGUACAUGUUGUCUUUAUUCUCUCUUCUCUCUGCACCAUGAAAGGCAUUGUGUGGACCACUGAGUGAGGGCGGGCACAGGAUGAGCAGCUAGCUAGCACUGCCCUGUGAACCAGCAGCUCUGGGUGUCUGGUAAAAGAUUCCAUUGGACCGAUGGACACCAUGUAAGGCCGAGGAGAAGCCUUUGGUGUAGCUGCUGGUAUUUAGAAGGACCCUGGUUCCCUAAGCAGUGGCCAGGCAGAGAUCCACAAUGCCUUCUAGAUGAGAGCACUUCUGUGGGAUGAAUGGAAGUGAGAUACGAUGCUUUCUAGAAAUGCAAGGCUCCGUCACUAAUUGCAGCACCUUGGGAGGUUUGGUCCUUGAGUUCCUCUCUGUGGCAUCACUUGGUUCUCUAAUUUAGGGAGAAGAGCAGGCAUGCUGCUCGAGCCCUGGAGUGCCUCCCCUCCCUGUUGAGGUGGAUAUCCUAUAACUAGCUUGGACCCAGGGUCUAACCGUUUGGGGACUGUUGGUCUCUAGCACUCAGCCUCCCCACCUCCUGCUAAUACAUUUCAGAAAACCUCCCAAAACUGCCCCUGGCCCUGAAUUUGUUUACUUGGUUCCCAAAGACCAGGAAUUUGAAAAAUUCUGAUAUCCAAAUUGGAAUUCCCUCCAGUAGUUUUGAUUUAGGUUGGACCGAACAGCAAAGGUAAACUAACUUGCAUUCCCAAGACUGACCUUGCUAAUUAGUGUGAGGAAUAAGGUCAUUAAAGGUGACGUCUGCUAGGAUUUGAGUGCCUCUGCUGCUGGACUGUAAAUGUUUUCUGAGUUUCAUGUACCUUUUGCAUGCCUUAGAAGAAGCACAUAGUAAAACCAGCAUAGUGUUCUGUAAUGUAGAAGGGUUUUUGAGAAAGGGCCCUGGCACAGAGGAGAGGUAAGAUGGAGCAUAUGGGUCUGUGUGCCUGGUAACAUGGCACUCUUUGGACAAAUAGCAAAGUAGUAAUCAAGGACUUGUCAAUAAAAUAUACUUGUGUUAGGGGGAAAAAAAUGGAAGCUGAAUGAACUAAAUUACAAGUCCCAUUGGGUCAGAAAUCUUGCAUUAAGAAAAGCUUGUGAAGCCGGGUGUGGUGGCGCACGCCUUUAAUCCCAGCACUUGGGAGGCAGAGGCAGGCGGAUUUCUGAGUUCGAGGCCAGCCUGGUCUAGAAUGAGUUCCAGGACAGCCAGGACUACACAGAGAAACCCUGUCUCGAAAAACCAAAAAAAAAAAAAAAAAAAAAAAAGAAGAAAGAAGGAAAAGCUUGUGAAACUCAGGCCCAUAUGCUUCAGUCCCAGCUCCAAACUACAAGGCCCUCAUGUUGAGCUCUAGUCUGGGAGUCCCUGACUUCGGGCUGGGGGUCAACAGCAUAGAUCUUAAGUGCAAUUGAUUAAUAAGCAAUGAGUUAUUAUAGCUCCCUUUAUCUUCACCAAGCUCUUUUUAAAAACUAAACUUUGAGCUAGCAGCCUUAGCAAAGGGAACAGGGGACCACAAGCUAUGUUACUUUCUUUGGGGGGUGGGGGAGAACCACAGGCCAGUUCAUUUCCUGCAGAGUUACUGUGAAGUUUUCAGUGGAAGCUCUGGAUUAAGAGCUCGGCUGCUUUGGCCUGGCAGUCUGGCUGCUGCACAAAAAGAGUUUUUAAAGAGGGGUUGGGGCUGUGCUACGUGGUGAGCUUGGUUUCUGACCCUUGUCCAUAGCCAUGUGCUUUCACCAACCUGCCCCACUGCCCCCAUUCCUCUCGUUCGUUAGAGGGAAAACCGAUUACCUCAACUUGAAUAUGAAACUGUGGUUGAAGAAAAAGCAGAACGAACGUUCAGCAGUUUCUAAGCCAAGAGGGCAAGCUAGCCGAAGCCUCCAUAGGUGCUCCCUAGCCUGCUCAGGAACUGGGGGGCAGCGACCACACACUGAGUUCUGAGGACUAGGAGAGGGAUCUGCUUGCUCCUCUGCCGAUCCCAACGACAUGCAGGUCCCUUGACUUUGAUGUGGGGUUUAACACCCACUUGAUUCCUCUAGUCCAAGAGUGUGGUCUCAGGCUAUCUCCAGCGGGGGAAGCCAUGAUAGUCUUAGCCUCUGAUCUUAGAAGUGGGUAUCAUGGACCCAGCAAGGAUUUUAGGGAUCAGCUCCCAGGACAGACAGAAGCCCUCCCGGCUUUCUCCCAGCUUUCCUGUCAGCAGCUUCAGUUCUUACCACAGAGUGAGUGUGAUAGUGGUGCGGUCACUGAAGUUAUGGGCAGUUUUGUUUUCCUGCGGGAUUUCCCUUUGUUGACUGGAGGGAGACUAGAAAGCAAACAUUGCAAGCAAGUUAGGCCCAGCAAGGCCUCAGGCUCUUUGACCUGAGGCCCAGACACCAGCCCUUCAGGCUGUGAUCAAUAAAAACGUCCCUCCUAAAUCCUGUUAGGAUUUUGGAGAAUUUUUGCACAGUAAAAAGCUCUGGCUUCUCAAAAGGGAAAAGUUCAAUUCAAAGACUGUAAACUUAAGUAUUCCAGCCAUGCUGCUGACUAGUUGGAUAGCUGUACCUCAAAAAAUAGGUGGGGGUGGCUUUCCCACUAUCCCACACCGUCACAUACUAAUGAAGAGCUCACUUACGUGCCAAAAUUCACUUUUAUACUAGUUUUUCAAUGCUUUAAUAUUUGUAACUUAAAUUUUAAAAUUCAUAUUUACAAACACUACUAUAACUUCAGUGAAACUGAAUUGUGUGAUUGAAACUUUUUGCUUAUUAUAGUAUUUAUUACACUACUUAAUUCAGUAAAUAUAUAAAAGUAGCCUUCAAUUUAUUUUUAUAUUAUUUUACAUGUUUUUAUCUGCAGUUGUGUCUGUGAAUUUCACUUGGAAUUAAGAUGUAAUGCUAAGGACCAAUAAACUGUCACUCAACAAGUA